AUGGCUGAGCUCACGACAGAUCAGGUCAGAUCCUUGGAUCAAACGCGUCAAAGACUCUUAGCUCUCCAUAAGUCCCUGGUCGCUCUGGGAUCGGAGCUCGUGACUCAAAACCAACUUCCCGCCUGGCCAGCCCUCCAACUACAUGCAAACCUCGUCUCUAACAACCUACAGACCAUUGUCUCUCAACUAGCGGAGAAUCGGGACACAUAUCAGUCUACCGUUGCCUUUCCCACACCCAAAUUUCCAGGGGCUCAACGAGCCUUCAUUCUCGAGACCCUCCUUCGAACAAAGCUAGAACCCAAUGUGGAAGAGUGGGUGGAAGAGGGGGAGAACAUCAAUGCACAACAGCACAAAGCCACGUUUCGAGGGCUGUCGGACAAUGACCGCAACGGUCUGUGGCAAUGGGCACCUGGAGCGGCCAAUGCUGCAGCUCGGAAACAGAAAUGGGGUGCCGACUUCACUUUGGACGAGAAGCAGAAAGGCGUAGAGAAGGUAUCCACGGGGCUACGCAGGGAACUGGUCGAACCUGCUGAUGACGAGGGCGAUGAUGGGCCUGAAGAAGAGGAAGAAUACGAGGUCAGCGAUGAGGAGGGCGAGGACGAGGAUGCAGACAAGAUGGACGUCGAACAACAAGCACCAAAGGUUGAGGCCAACACAGCGUCCACAGAAACGAGAUCUGCUUUGCCAACCGCCAGUCAGCUGAGUUUGGAAGCGUUGCACAAAUUCAUGACCACUGGACGGUGA
This is a messenger RNA of Fonsecaea nubica, 744 nucleotides long. RefSeq lists its product as hypothetical. Bases 1 to 744 code for a protein of 247 amino acids. Gene Ontology annotation, biological process: regulation of transcription by RNA polymerase II. Gene Ontology annotation, molecular function: RNA polymerase II cis-regulatory region sequence-specific DNA binding; transcription coregulator activity. The record is from RefSeq and is a predicted model, not a curated record. NCBI's taxonomy places the organism in Eukaryota, Fungi, Ascomycota, Eurotiomycetes, Chaetothyriales, Herpotrichiellaceae. The transcript is spliced from 2 exons. Gene Ontology annotation, cellular component: mediator complex; core mediator complex.